GUGUAGUUUUAAAAUAAUGAAUUACAAUGAGAACAAUUUUUUCUUGGGCGAUUCAAGUGUUGUAUAUCUUUAACGAAAUUGUUUUUAUUGAUUCGCAAAGGCCACAAUUUCGCGACGACUACAGAUACGAGAAAGUAUUUAAAGUAUUCUACAAACUCCAUACCGAGGCCGUGAAUUGGUACCAGGCUCGCAUACGUUGUGAGGCGGAGGGUUCUCAGCUAAUCGUACCACAUUCCUUGGACGAAGCGGAUAGUAUACCGCUCCUGAUAGCUCCGAUACUGACAAAAUAUGAAGGAGUGUAUAUUGGAAUACAUGAUUUAUACUCGGAACGAUCUUUCGUUACUAUAAAAGGUAGUGGUCUUCACGACACAAUUCUCGAUUUGCUAUGGGAACUGAAACAGCCUGUACACAGUGGAGGGAGAUGUGUGGCGAUGCGACGCAAUGGUCGCCUCUUUGUGCAUCCUUGUUUGGAGGCCCUUCCAUUCGCUUGCAAAAUUAAAGCUUCGGAAGUGAUGUAUUAUUCAGAAUGUGACACGUUUGAUUCGCGCUGGAUACUAGGCCCCAACAACACGUGUUAUAUAACCCAUUUGGAACCUCAAACAUGGUACGAGGCAUAUUCCACCUGCCUCAGCGCAGGUGGUCACCUCACAGUUCUUGACACAAAGGAAGAGGCAGACUACAUAAGAGACACGUUCAAGCAAUAUGACCAGCACAAAACGCCAGGGGACUUCGCGUUUCUCGGCUUCAGUGAUAUCUUUCAACGGUAUCAUUAUAGGACUGUUCUUGGUGAUCCUUUAAAAGAGAAAGCCGUCGACUGGGAUUUCAAGUGUCCAGGAAACUUCACGAAGUUGGAGGAAAGGUGCGGCGGUUAUCGUAGAAGUGGGCUUCUAUCAACCAACAGUUGCUUGAAACCAUCUAUGUUCUUUUGCGAGAAACCGGCAAAUGGGACGUUUAGAAUAAAGAAUCACGCGCGAAGUCAGCUAAGAAGUGGGUUUAGGAAAUUACGGAAAGUUUAGACAGUGUUCAAACUUACGCAUUUAAGAAAGCUAAUUACAUAUUUUGAUUGUUAGUAUCAUUUUGUAAUAUAUAUAGUUGUCGCUUGAGCAUCUAUGAAAACAUAACACCCACUACAUACAAAAAACUCUAGUGUGUCAUUAACAUUAAUUCUGUAGCUAGAUUACUUUUUAGAAUGAUUUUAAUAUCGGGAUGGUCAUAGACAAUCAAAGUGAGCGCGAAAACAUGUUGUUUGUUUUUUUUUUGAUUAAAGUGUUGCCUGGAUUCAAAAUUAGUAAUUAAGUUUACUAGGCUCUCAAAAAACUUGACUUUAAUUAAACAAUGGCAACAUUAUGUAUUUCAAUAACAAUGUAAACAAUAAAGCGAUCCUGAAGUGACGCAUUCUUAAGUUAAAUGAAAAGAUACUAAUUACGAGUACGUUGUAUGGACAAGGCAAACUAAACAAAAUAACGUCUAUGAUAGGACUUUUAUUAUGUCAUGUAUGUUAAAUGACUGACCCAUAAUGACAUUUAUUUAAAGAACGAGUGAUAUUGACAAAACAUUAAAUUGAG
Messenger RNA from Pieris brassicae (large cabbage white), 1565 nucleotides. RefSeq lists its product as uncharacterized. Bases 27 to 1016 code for a protein of 329 amino acids. The transcript is spliced from 5 exons. Lineage: Eukaryota; Metazoa; Arthropoda; Insecta; Lepidoptera; Pieridae. The record is from RefSeq and is a predicted model, not a curated record. Gene Ontology annotation, molecular function: signaling receptor activity.